AUGCAGUCGAGUGACAGGACAUACCAAUUCAUAUCAGAUCCAACGCACAAGGAGAAUCUAUCCGGACGGGUGACUGCAGCAUGCCUGAAUUGCCGCAAGAAGAAGAUCAAAUGUAGCGGCGAGGAGAGCUGCAAGCAAUGCAACGAGAAAGGGCUCGUGUGCGAGGGCCCGCCGUCACGUAAGAGACCCCGACGAGACAGUGGACCACCCAGCAACGUCUCGAGCUCGCUAGCCAGCACGAAGGCCCACAACCCAUCAUUCGAGAUUUCUGCCCGUGAACAACGCAGGCCAUCCAUCCCUCUGCAGCAUGAAGACUCCGGCUACUCAAGCCUCAGGCGAUCCACUCCAACGAGCCACUCGCCUGACUUUCCAAACGCGCCUGAGCAAGAAGAGCCACCGCGUGCCUUUGAAUCAGCCGCAACAAUAACGCGGGGGACGCCGGGUUACCGUACAACACCGCCGAGCCGUUCCCACAGCGUUACUGCACCAACGGUCGCGCAAUUCACAUUCAGCGCCGACUACAAUACACACUGGGAUGGAACGAAGGCUUCCUCUGCCGGUGCAAUGCCCACCGAGUGGGGUUUCGCUCAGCCACGGCUUGAUUCGCGAGUACACGCCCACUCGCAGAGCAACGCUUUCACCUCAACCCGGUCGAAUUCAUCACGUGGCCAUUCGAUUUCGGACUCCAGGACAGGCAUGCCAACAAGAACGACCGGAGCAACCCAAGGAUCCGAUUUAUGGCCUGUUCAACAGCAUGCUCAUAUGCCGCAGAGCGACUUGAUCAAUGCCGCAAUGGCUCUGGAAGAAGAAGCGAGGAUACUACGACACUUGGCGCUCCAAGAAAAGAACCAUGUACCUGAACAACAAGCUGGCGAUCAACAAAAUCUUCUUGUUCAGUCACCACUCGUCGAUCCCUCUCAGCAAUUCGAUCCCACAACUUUCUUCCGCGCAGACGGCACAAUGCGAGACGAUCUCACCCCAGUGAUGGGCGGACAAGUCGCGAAUUGGUGGAAUCUAUCAGGGCAGAAUCAGCAGCCUUUGUAUGAUCAUGCUCUGGAUGGUACUAUCCCAAACUUUGCGCUGUCCAUCAACACAAAUCAGUUGCCAGGGGAAAUUCCGGGUGGCGUAGAUGAUAGCUCACCUUCAGCGACGUCUGGGAAAGCACCAGGUCGAAUGCAGCGAGCUUUCCAGGGUCAGCUUGAUCCGAGGACGGAGGGAGGCAGUUUGGGGUAG
Molecule: messenger RNA, 1233 nt
Organism: Recurvomyces mirabilis
Lineage: Eukaryota; Fungi; Ascomycota; Dothideomycetes; Mycosphaerellales; Teratosphaeriaceae
Exons: 3
Coding region: 1-1233 (410 amino acids)
Biological process (GO): regulation of DNA-templated transcription
Molecular function (GO): DNA-binding transcription factor activity, RNA polymerase II-specific; zinc ion binding
Source: RefSeq, a predicted model, not a curated record